AUGGCUGAGCAACCUCCAGAUCAUUCCAUGUGCGCGAAAUGUCGCAAGAUAGACUUUCGUAAGGCAUUCUUUGUCAAGCGUUCUUCGUGGGAGGACAUCUUUUCAGAGAUUCAAGUCCACAGCAUUCUCUGUAACAUUGCUCACAUUCUCAACACCCAUAAUAAAUGCCGCUGCUGCUGUUUGAUACUCCACGGAACUAGGCGAUUCCAUCCAUCUUUGGAGGCACAGAAAAGUACCAAAUUGGCUUGGGACCCCUACUGUAAUAUGCAGGCGAAGGUUGAAGUUCAGGAAGGUGAGGUGGAGUUUAGAAGUGUAGUGUACAUCUAUCCAGGAUACAACUUCGACAAAGUAUUGGCUAUCAACUUACUGUCACGACAAGACGAGAAUGAAGCCUCAAAGGCGCUGAGAACACGGCGUGUCAAGCAGCAUCAGGCUGAGCUAACACAUAACAACAACUGGGUCAGUACGUGCAAUAGCAGGCACAAAGACUGUCACCAUUUAUGGCCGCGUUCAUCCUUUGAAGAACUUCGGUUCCGAGUUAUUGAUGUCCAAGACCGCUGCAUUGUUCCUGUAUCCAAGAAUUGCGAGUACGUAGCUCUGAGCUAUAUGUGGGGCACGACUCCCAUGCUGCUGACAUUGAAAUCUAACAUUGAGAUGUCCUCACUUCCGCAAGGUCUGGAUAAAGGGCCAUCACCCUUGCCUCGAACAAUCUCAGAUGCUAUGGAGCUCGUGGGAGACAUCGGACAGAGAUACCUCUGGGUUGAUGCUCUCUGCAUCAUACAGAAUGAUAAAAAGGACCAAGAGCAUCAGAUCCGCAAUAUGGACCUCGUAUAUGGUUUCGCAUCGUUCACAAUCAUUGCCGCCGAUGGCGAUGGCGCAGAUGCUGGCCUUGUAGGUGUGAAGGAUGUCUCGCGGAACAUUGUGCAGGACAUAGAGGAAGUGGAACCAGAUCUUCAUCUCGCGGUCUCAUUGAGCGGCUUUGGCACACUCCAACGCGCAAGAUCGAAGUGGAACACGCGUGCCUGGACCUUUCAAGCAGCGUUACUAUCCCGCCGGAUGGUCAUUUUCUUCGGUGGCGAGAUGACAUGGGAGUGCCGGGAAGCAGUCUGGACUGAAGAUUUACACAUCUCUUCCGGAACGAUCGGCAGCUUCAUUGCACCGCACUACUCCAACCACAUGACACCCCUGCUCGAGAGGCGCUUGGCGGCUUCGAAGGCGAAUCCUUCUGCAUACGCCAGCUCGUUUGCAGCAAUGAACCAUGACAAUCUAACCAUGCAUGAGAAUGCGGUACGUGAAUAUACGGCUCGUCAGAUGACGUACCUGUCGGACAUGCUGAACGCAUUUGCGGGCCUGGCCAAGAUAUUCGAGACUCCAUUGGCGACCGGUUUUUCGCAGGGCUUACCGAAAAACCGCCUCGAUACGGCCUUACUCUGGACGCCUGAGCAGGCACUUACGCGUCGCCCUGGGUUCGCAAGUUGGUCGUGGGCCGGAUGGGUUGGAAAAUCACGAUACUUUAGCAUGAACUAUAACAUCAUCAAACCUAUGGUCUGCUUUGAUAACGAGCCGCAGAAUUGGGAAGAACAAAACUAUGAGCCCCCAGCUCGACCCUGGAGAGUGGUGAAGCCUCGCUCUCCCACACAGAGACCCAUAUUACCCCAGCCUACUCCAAACCACCGCCUCUGCUUCUCCGCGUACACCGCGUCCUCCGGCUACUUUCAGUUUGAAAACCUCGAACCGCCGUUGCCCGUUCCCCUCUUCGUGGCGCUCUUAGACCAGGAUGUGUUUGAGAUCGGACGUAUGGGUCUCGAUCGCGGAGCCUAUCCAGCUAGUGGUGUUUACUCGCUGAUAGUGCUGUCGGAGUGCUCCGAGCCCGUGCAGCAAGAAGGGCUGAUUGGACGGGAUGUUCCCACGGAGAACUUCCUCAAGGCAAAACCAAAGUGGACUGAGGUGGUUCUGGAGUGA
This is a messenger RNA of Physcomitrium patens, 1962 nucleotides long. NCBI's taxonomy places the organism in Eukaryota, Viridiplantae, Streptophyta, Bryopsida, Funariales, Funariaceae. The record is from RefSeq and is a predicted model, not a curated record.